AUGGAUCAACGAUACAUCUCGAACAAUCUUCCCGCGCAGAGCUUGGGAUCAGACCCCAAAGAGCUCCUUACCUACGCCCUCGAGCUCGUCGUUCGACACACGCCUCCUCGAGAGGUCUAUCACGACCGUCACCUCGGAGGCCUCUUUACCGGCUACACGGGCCUCGCCUACCUGUUCCUCCAGUUGUCAGAAAUGCACCCAGACCUGCUCAUCUCGGGUCAGGAGUUAAUAUUCUGGGCACGGCAGUAUCUUGCCGGCGAUCGAGGACAUUUGGUCUUGGAGAAGGGUAACUGUGGCAUCUCGUCUGAGAAGUUGUCGUUUGAGGCGGUGCGAGCAUGUGUGACCAGGGAUCCGGGCCACUUGGUCGACUUUCUGGCCAACAUGCCAAGACUUCUCGGUCCAUACUCGAACCCUCAGGACGACCCCUUUCCAUCAGAGAUACCCUAUGGACGAGCCGGUGCCUUGUAUAUGUUGCGGAUGGUCAGACACUGGGUGCCAGGGAGUGCAGGGCUCGUGGAAUCUCCGUUACGGCGGUUGACGGAGAGGAUCAUGGCGACUGAUGACGACGGCCGAGGCAACUGGGAGUGGCAUGGGAAGCGAUACUUUGGUGCUGCCCACGGAGACAUGGGCAUCAUCACCCAGCUCGUCCUCUCCAACCCGUCACUCGCUCCACAGCUCUCGCACCGCCUCGAGAGACUGCUUGAACUUCAGCUUCCAGACGGUAACUGGCCUUCCAGCGCGAGGAACCUGAAAGAGGGCAGAAGUGCAAACCUCGUACAGUGGUGUCAUGGCGCCCCUGGCUUCCUGUACUCGCUCACCUCGCUGCGUCCGUAUUUCCCACACCUCCAGGACCGCAUCGACUCGGCCGUGGAAAAGGGGCAGAGCAUAAUCUGGCGACACGGUCUGCUCACAAAGGAACCGUGCUUGUGCCAUGGCAUUUUUGGCAACGCUUUAGUCCUCCCUCGUGGGCCCAGUCGAGAACACUUCCUCGCUCUGGCGACCGCCGAUGCUGUGGAAAAGGUCCGCCGACACGACCCAAAUCUGUUCGAGAAUGCCUCCUAUGGGCACAAGGCUUCAGUCCUCAUGAAUUACUUACCGAGUGCUGCAUGGACAUGGGCAGUGUGCGAGCAAGAAUGUCCCCGGCUCAUCAUGUACAACGACCUGUAA
Messenger RNA from Fusarium keratoplasticum, 1167 nucleotides. RefSeq lists its product as uncharacterized. Lineage: Eukaryota; Fungi; Ascomycota; Sordariomycetes; Hypocreales; Nectriaceae. The transcript is spliced from 2 exons. Gene Ontology annotation, biological process: carbohydrate metabolic process; peptide modification. The record is from RefSeq and is a predicted model, not a curated record. Gene Ontology annotation, cellular component: plasma membrane. The coding region runs from base 1 to 1167 and encodes 388 amino acids.